This is a messenger RNA of Candidula unifasciata, 743 nucleotides long. The record is from the annotation of a GenBank genome assembly. Lineage: Eukaryota; Metazoa; Mollusca; Gastropoda; Stylommatophora; Geomitridae.
CUGAUGCUCUAAAUAAUGCCGCUGGAUUCGGCUUUAGUGGUUAUGAUGCUCAGGGAAAUCCCGUUUGGGAUCUUACAGACAAUGUCAGUAUUUUAGGUGUUGAGCUAUCAACUAGUCUGAAGGUGAAUAUUGACAGCUGGAACAAAAAGACGCUGGUCUGGCUGCGACGUGUGGUGUAUGACCGUGCUCCUUGCUACAACACGCUGGCUGUGUUCGCAUGCAGUGCUUUCUGGCACGGUUUCUAUCCUGGCUACUACCUCAUGUUUGGAAGUGGUGCCUUAAUGACGAUUGUUGCUCGGCAGGUAAGGCGCCACAUACGACCUUUCUUCCAAACAUCCCGACCUCUGGUGUACACCUAUGAGGUCAUCACAUUCAUCGCAACUCGUCUGGCCAACAGUUACCUCACGCUUCCAUUUCUGGUGUUGGAGUUUUACGCCUGCAUUGAAAUGUACAAAUCUCUCUACUUUUAUUUCCACAUCCUAACUCUUAUUGGGUUUGUGUACUUCACGUUCUUCAAAAAGCAACAGAAGAGCCUAGACAAAGCACAACCCACAACUUCCGAUCAACUCUCCACAAAUGGCCAGCCUGGGAACUAUCAGAAUGAACAAACAACAGACAAAGAGCGAAGAGCAAGUUUUGAGACAAGAGGAAGUGUUAGCAAGAAUGUUAGUUUUGCUAAUGAGGUCCAGGAGGAAACGGUUUUACGCCGAACAUUGUCUGCAAAGACUGCCGAUGAGCAGUAA